UCCUCCUUCUACUUCACUGCUUUCAGUCCGGCAAGCCGACCACGUGAAACUUGCUUUCGCAGCUUUUGCUCUGCUCGCGCGCUUUUCUACGCCGUGGCUUCUGCUCUGUCCCAUGGUCAGUCGAGUCGUCGUACUCCCAAAAGGCCGCCCCAUUGCCCAGUCCUCCCAACCCUGCGUUCCUUGUGCCCGCGGCUUAUUACAUUCCGACAAUUGUCCCCCCCUCCCGCCGCUGGAACCCGGAACCUAUCGAGCCGCCGACGGAACAAUUCGCCGCUUCAACAACGUCCACUCCACCUCCAAUGGCCGACCGGCCGACCCGAUCUCCGAUAGAUUGUACACUGUAAUCCGGGAAAUUCACGAAGACCUCGAAAGGUUCAGUCAGCAGUUACUCGGUACUGCUCGAACUAACGUAACCGGCCCAGCCAGGAUGGCCUCGGGCUCGGACCGGGACCUGCGACCAAGAUUCAAUAGAGACGCCCAACCACAGAACGUUCCCUAUCCUGCUUCCGCCGCUUCGUCGGACCCUUCCUCUCUUCCACCGCUCCGGUCUCUUGGUUCGAGGGGACGUGUGCCACCCGCCUUUGCCGGAUCGGGGCCUCGCGCCAGCCGCUAUCGCCCCGCUGACGGGAAUCGGCAUUCGGGGUAUCGCUCGCACUUUGGAGGCACCAUCGCCUUGGAAGAUUUGGGCCGAAACAUCCACGAGACCGACGCUCAGAUUAGAGCGCUGCUCGAUCUCAGCAAUAGUUCUAGCACCAUGCCACGCGCACCGUCUGCUGCGUCGCCGCCCUUGCACGGCCAAAACAUGGCCGAGGAGAACCGGCGUGUUAAGCGACGCAAACUGGACUCGGAUAGGGUCGCCUCAAGCUUCAAGGGCUUUCGCUAUGGCAAGUACGGCCAGGUCGAGCCCGGCCAGCUGACCAUGGAGAUCGUGAGCUGUGACGGGGGCCUGUAUGCGGACGAGCAUUCAUACCCGCCCGAGAACAUUCUCAAGAAUGACACGUCCGUCUAUUGCACCAAGAGCAACCGCUGCAACAUUGUCCUGAAGCACCAGGGAGGGACUGUCUUCAGUCUCAAGGAGCUGGUGAUCAAGGCCCCGGGGUCCAAGUUCUCAUGCCCCGUCCGUGAAGGAAUGGUGUUCGUGUCGAUGGAGUCAGAUGACCUCCUCACCCGCACAGCGCAAUACCAAAUCCAGUACCUCCCUUCCCGCACCCCCCGGCGCGGCACCGUCAUCUUCCGCCACGAAGAAGAUGGCAAUGGUGUUGUGAGAGUCCAGUCUUCACGAGCUCUGCGCGCCUACAAUUAUGGUGCCGACGAUGACGAUGACGACGACGAGGAGGAAGACGACAGUCGAACAGCGCAAAUUCCUCCGGAGUUCACCGCCUCUCCGGCUCCCUUCAAUGUUAUCGCCGAAUGCAGCGAGGACGAAAGCGAUGAGGAUCACCCCUCCCAACCCCACCCCCCUCGUCGGCGAACGCCCAAUAGAAUUGGCGCGCUUCCGUUCGAGUCCGACAGCGAAGACGACAGCAUCCAGAUAUUUGGCGGACCCUACCGGCACUGGCCAGCCGCAGACGAAGACGCCAUGCGCGACCCGACCGGUGCCGCCGCCGCCGCCCGCAGGCGCUACCGCUUUUCCCGCAGCGCCCUCUUCGACCACCUCACAAACGGCAGCAUCCCCUUAACAAGCAGCAGCACCGCCGGCAACAAUCGAAACGGCAGCGGCAACAUGACGCUCGAGGAGGCGCAGGAGGCGUCGCAGAUUGCGACGCAAGAGGCCGUGCGGGCCGUCGGCGGCGAGCUGAUGGCGCCGCUGGCGCACUUCUUCAUCGAGAAGGACAAGAACAAGUGCACCGUGCGGUUUGAUCCGCCCGUCAGCGGCAGGUUUAUCUUGCUCAAGAUGUGGAGCCCGCAUCAGGACCCCGGGAAGAACAUUGACAUACAGGCCAUCGUGGCCAAGGGAUUUGCCGGGCCGAGGUACUGUCCUGUUGUGGAGCUGGCGUAGAUGGCUGCGUGCAUACCGUACAUAUGGGCCCGGUUCUUGAUCUUUUACGAGGAGUUAGGGGGUCGGGUUGGGGUUGGGUUGGUGAUUGGGAACUGGACAUAAAGCGGAUUGGAGUCGGAUCAUGUCAUUCAACAUCACAUUUGCCAUUACAUUUGCCCACCCAGGUGGGAAGGGGCAGGGCUUGGUUUGGACCUUUUUACUGCGCUGGGCUGGCUGCCGUUCGGGUAUGGGGGCAGUUUAUGAGGAGAGGAAAGUUGUGAUGCAUGUACCAAGUCUCAGCGAUGUGUUGACAUGGGCUUAUGAAUGAAUAGGAAUGAUCGAAGUGCUGUUAUAGGACGCU
Parathielavia appendiculata is the source of this 2339-nucleotide messenger RNA. RefSeq lists its product as uncharacterized. NCBI's taxonomy places the organism in Eukaryota, Fungi, Ascomycota, Sordariomycetes, Sordariales, Chaetomiaceae. The transcript has 3 exons. The record is from RefSeq and is a predicted model, not a curated record. The coding region runs from base 113 to 1999 and encodes 628 amino acids.